This is a messenger RNA of Helobdella robusta, 1173 nucleotides long. RefSeq lists its product as hypothetical. Gene Ontology annotation, molecular function: histone deacetylase activity. The record is from RefSeq and is a predicted model, not a curated record. Gene Ontology annotation, cellular component: histone deacetylase complex. The coding region runs from base 22 to 1173 and encodes 383 amino acids. Lineage: Eukaryota; Metazoa; Annelida; Clitellata; Rhynchobdellida; Glossiphoniidae. Gene Ontology annotation, biological process: chromatin organization. The transcript has 9 exons.
GGUUUAGCUUAUGAUGCAUCCAUGUUGAAUCACAUCUGCAAGUGCCAAAACAAUUCAAUUCAUCCUGAAAAUCCAGAUCGCUUGAAAAUUAUAUGGACGAAGUUUAACGAUGAAAAUCUCAUCAACAAGUGUCAGUUGGUCAAAUCUCGCCGUGCAAUGAGGGAAGAACUACAGACGUGCCACAGCAAAGCUUAUGUGGAUAUGUAUGCAUCUAGUCAGCAUGCAAGAGAACCACUAUUAUAUGAAACGUUUGAGCAGAGGUUUUGUCGUCUGCCUUGUGGAGGUGUUGGCGUCGACAAUGAUACAAUAUGGAAUGAUCAACACACCGUCAAUGCAGCUAGGAUUGCUGCUGGCUGCGUGAUUGAACUAUCGUACAAAGUGGCGAUCGGCGAGUUGAAAAAUGGAUUCGCACUGGUCAGACCUCCGGGUCAUCACGCCGAGGACACUCAAGCAAUGGGGUUUUGUUACUUCAAUUCGGUCGGUGUGGCAACCAAACUCCUCUUGGACAAGUUGAACAUGAAACGCAUCUUAAUAGUCGACUGGGAUGUUCAUCACGGAAACUCAACCCAACAAAUUUUUUACGCAGAUCCUCGAGUUCUUUAUAUUUCACUCCAUCGCUACGACAACGGAAACUUUUUUCCAGGUACAGGAGAUGCAAAUGAAUGCGGGAUUGAUAAAGGAUGUGGGUUCAACAUCAACAUUGGCUGGUUCGAAAUUCCCAUGUCUGACGCCGAGUAUCUUGCUGCUUUCCGUUGCAUAGUCAUGCCAAUAGCUCGUCAGUUCAACCCAGAACUCGUGAUGGUCUCUGCGGGAUUCGAUGCGGCCGCUGGUCACGCCACCCCACUUGGAGGAUACAGCUUAUCUCCGCAAUGUUUCGGUCACAUGACCCAGCAGUUGAUGAGCCUAGCCAAUGGGAAAGUUGUACUUGCUCUGGAAGGGGGCUACGAACUUCUUCCAUUGGCUGAAUCGUGUGUGUCCUGCUUGAAGGCCCUCGUCGGAAUGCCUUUGAAGCCUAUAAGUCCGGAAGAAUUGUGUCGGCCUCCAUGCCAGCAAGCCAUCAAAGUGCUUGACAUGACCAUCAACAUUCAAGGGGUGUAUUGGCCAUGUUUGGCAGAGUUCAAAGAAUCGAUUAGUAAGUCGCAGAUUGAAGCUGAGCAGGGAGGGAUUAAUUGA